GGAGGGAGGGGGCGGGACUAGUCGCCGGUGACGUGAGUCGGGCCGACGGUAUCAGGCCUCCGCUCAUCGCCGACAGCUCAGUUGGGAACCGCCGCCGCUCGGUCCCGCGUCCUUUCCCCACAUUCUCCACCCUUCCCGAGGGCGAUCCUGCGAUCAUCGACGCGAGGAGCCGGAGCAAAGAUCUUUGAACAGGAGCCCGAGGCGUGCGGGCUGGAUUACGUCACGGCGCAGGGCGGGGGGUAUAGAAGCCAUUGCUGUGGACGGAGAGACGGGGACGUGACCGGCCAUUGAGGGCGGCCAGGGUGCUGGUGAGCCCUCCGCCCCCCCAUCUGCUCGGUGUGCGGGAUGAGCUUCGAAGGGUUGAGCUUCGAUGGAGGACCACAUGGCAGGGCACAACAAGGAGAAGCGUUAUGAGUGCGACGUGUGUGGCAAGGCCUGGCAGUACCCGAGUCUGUUGGAGAUCCACCAACGGGUGCACACGGGAAAACGCCCCUUCGACUGCUCGGAGUGCAGCAAGAACUUUGCCAGCUACGACAGCCUGCUGCAGCACAACCGCGUGCACUCCGGUGAGAGGCCCUUCACCUGCUCCGACUGCGGCAUGAGCUUCAAGACGACGAAUGACCUGAAGAUCCACCGGCGAGUGCACACGGGCGAGAAACCCUAUGGCUGCUCCACCUGCGAUAUGAGCUUUGCCCAGUUGUCGGGGCUGCGGGAGCACAGACGGGUGCACAGUAGUGAGCGGCCCUUCACCUGCUCCGACUGCGGCAAAGGCUUCAAGUCUUCCAAGGACAUGAAGCAGCACAGACGCCUGCACAUCGGGGUGCGGCCCUACACCUGCAGCGACUGCGGCAAGGGCUUCACAUGCUCCAGCAGCUUGUUGGAGCACCAGCACAUCCACACCGGCGAGCGCCCCUACACCUGCGCCCAGUGCGGCAAGGGCUUCAUCCGCUCCAGCAACCUGCUGGAGCACCAGCACAUCCAUUCCGGUGAGCGCCCCUACACCUGCGCCCAGUGUGGCAAGGGCUUCACCCACUCCACCAGGCUGCUGUCUCACCAGCGGGUGCACUCCAGCGAGAGGCCCUUCGGCUGCUCCGACUGUGGCAAGAGCUUCAAGACGAUGCAAGAGCUGAAAGUCCAUCGGCGGGUGCACACGGGCGAGAAGCCCUAUGGCUGCUCCACCUGCGGCAAGAGCUUUACCCAGUUGUCAGGGCUGUGGGUGCACCGGCGGGUGCACAGCAGUGAGCGGCCCUUCACUUGCUCCGAGUGCAGCAAAGGCUUUAAGUCGUCGCCAGAACUGAAGGUGCACAGGCGCCUACACACCGGGGAGCGACCCUACACCUGCAGUGACUGUGGCAUGGGCUUCACCCACUACCAAAGCCUGCUGGAUCACCGGCGCACCCACACCGGCGAGCGCCCCUACACCUGCGCCCAGUGUGGCAAGGGCUUCACCCGCUCCAACAACCUUGCUUCCCACCAACGCACCCACAGCGGGGAGAGGCCCUACACCUGUGCCCAGUGUGGCAAGGGCUUCACCCGCUCCACCAAGCUGCUGGAGCACCAGCGCACCCACACCGGCGACCGCCCCUACACCUGCACCCAGUGCGGCAAUGGCUUCACCAGCUCCACUAGGUUGCUGUCCCACCAACAGGUGCAUGAUGGCGGAGAGCACUUUGCCAUGGCCUCCCACAUCCUGUCUCACCAGCGUGUGCACACCAGUGGCCAGCCCUACGAUUGUCCGUGCUGCGGUGAGGCGUUUAACUGCUCGCAGGGCUUGUGGCAGCACCCCCUGCGAGCCCAUGCCGGUGAGCAGCUGCUCCCACAGCGGCAAGUAUUUCAAGAGACCACAGGGGCUGCGGGAGCAUCAACGGAUACACACCGGACAGAGACCCUUUGUGUGCGCUGAGUGUUUCACCCGAUUGUCCAGCCUGUGGCCGCACCGGCGUACCCACACGGCGUGACCACCUGCUGGAGCACUGGCGAAUCCACACCAGCUAGCGCCCUGCCCGCUCUGUGACAAGGCCUUUGCCUGCUCCUCCAGCCUGCUGGCACACCGCCACACUUCAGUAGGCACAAAAUACUGGAAGGAAUGGGUAACGUUACGAGUCGAGACCCAUCUUCAGUCUUGACCCGAAACGUCAGGCAUUCCUUCUCUCCAGAGAUGCUCCAACAUUUUGUGUCCUAUUUUGUAAACCAGCAUCUGCAUUUUCUUGUUUUUAAACCAUUCUGGUUAACCAUCUUUGCACCUUCCCCAAAGCCUCCACAUCAGUCCUGUAAUGGAGUGACCAGAACUGUAUGCAAUACUGCAAAUGCUACCUGACCAAUGUCCCAUAAAACCGCACAUAUACAUUCCUCUCUCCUUAUCUCACACCCUUUUAUCUCCUUAUUUUCUCUCUCCUCUGUCACUUCACUCAUCUGCCGAUCACCCCCUCAUCUGUUAACAGUGCCAGUUGAAGAAGGGUCUCGACCCGAAAUGCCACCAUGCCAUCUUCUCCACAGAGGCUGCCUAACCCGCCGAGUUACUCCAGCACUCUGUGAAACGUCAUCUAUCCAGAGAUUGCUGCCUGACUCACCGAGUUACUGCAGUAUUUCGUGUUAGAGUCAUAGGGUGAUACAAUGUUCAGCUCAACUUGCCCACACCAAACCACAUGUCCCAGCUAAACUAGUCCCACCUGCCUGCAUUUGGUCCAUAUCCUUCCAAACCUGUUAUCCAUGUAGCUGUCUAACUGUUUCUUAAACGUUGGGAUAGUCCCAGCCUCAACUACCUCCUCCGGCAGCUUGUUCCAUAAACCCACCACCCUCUGUGUGAAAAAGUUAUCCCUCAGAUUCCUAUUAAAUCUUUUCCCCUUCACCUUGAACCCAUGUCUGGUCCUCGAUUCCACCACUCUGGGCAAGAGAUUCUGCAUCUAACUAAAUUGUGUUCUAUGCAAGAUUCCAGCAUCUGUAGUUUCUUGUGUCUGCCUCACCUAUAUCCACCUAUCACCUCAGAAGAAGGUUCUCAACCUGAAAUGUCACCCAUUCCUUCUCUCCAGAGAUGCUGCCUGUCCCGCUGAGUUACUCCAGCGCUUUGUGUCCAUCUAUCACUUGUCCAGCCCCCAUCUCUCUUCUAGCUUCUACCCCUACCCUCUCCACUCAGUCUGAAGAAGGGUCCUGACUCAAAACCUCGUUUGUCCAUUCCAUCUAAAGAGGUGGCAGAACUCAGUGGGUCAGGCCGCAUUUGUAGAGGGAAGGGAUUCUAAGGCAACCAUUCCCACCUCUCCUUUCCAACUGUCUCCACCUCCCACAUCAAGUUUUCUGAAGAAGUGACCUAGAAUGUUGCCUGUCCAUGCUCUCCAGAGGUGCAAGUUACUCCAGGAGAUUGUGUCUCUUUUUGUGAACCGGCAUCUGCUGUUCCUUGUAUCUAGACUAGGUUUUACCCUACACUUGCGCUCGGUCAGCCAAGGCCCGCUGGAUCUCACAGUUGCCAACCAUUAUAACUCUCCCCACUCGCAAACUGGAGGAACAACACCUCAUAGCUUACAGACCAAUGACAUGAACAUUGAAUUCUCCAAAUUAAGGAGACAUCGUGGGCUAUCCCUUCUUCACUCUUCUGUGUUUUCGCUGGCGAAAGGUGCCAGGAUUAAUCCGGAAUCACUGCUUCCCGUCACCUGGCCGUUCUCCAAUAUCUCCGAACGGUGGGAUCUCGCUCUCCGCCCUUGGACGUCCGGCUCCAGCUGCAGUAAACAAGGAAUUUUGCUCGUUAAUGAAAUAAAUGUCUUAUUUUAAGCAAAAAAUAUAUAGACAGGCCCCCAAAUAAUCAGUGUCAACAAUGGACAAUCAGUAUCAACAAUAGGGCAAUAGACAACAGGAGUAGAUCAUUUGGCCCUUCGAGCCAGCACCACCAUUCAAUGUGAUCAUGGCUGAUCAUCCCCAAUCAGAACCCCGUUCCUGCCUUCUCCCCAUAUCAACCUGACUCCACUGUCUUUUAAGAGCCCUAUCUAGCUCUCUUGUAAGUAUCCAGAGAACCGGCCUCUGCCGCCCUCUGAGGCAGAGAAUUCCACAGACUCACAACUCUCUGUGAACAAAAGUGUUUCCUCAUCCCCGUUUGAAAUGGCUUACCCCUUAUUCUUUAAACUGUGGCCCCUGGUUUCAACCGGGUGGCUCCACCAGCACUGGCUGCCUCGCCAACAAUCUGUCUGUCCCAUCUACUGUUAUUAUUUUAAGUAUGUUUUAAAAGUAUGUUUUAAUGUUU
This is a messenger RNA of Leucoraja erinaceus (little skate), 4228 nucleotides long. RefSeq names its product gastrula zinc finger protein XlCGF26.1-like. The transcript has 2 exons. Gene Ontology annotation, biological process: regulation of transcription by RNA polymerase II. Gene Ontology annotation, cellular component: nucleus. Gene Ontology annotation, molecular function: DNA-binding transcription activator activity, RNA polymerase II-specific; RNA polymerase II cis-regulatory region sequence-specific DNA binding. The record is from RefSeq and is a predicted model, not a curated record. The coding region runs from base 371 to 1903 and encodes 510 amino acids. Lineage: Eukaryota; Metazoa; Chordata; Chondrichthyes; Rajiformes; Rajidae.